AUGUCUCAAGCCAGCAUUGAUGACAUCAGACUUGGCUACUCUGAAGGCAAUAUGUUUCAUGGCAAGACUGAGGACUGGGGUUAUCUCAAUGAAGAUGGAGAGCUCGGCUUGGCUUAUCAAGGGCUAAAGCUCCUUGAAGCCCAGCUCCAGGAUCAGAGACGAGAGCACGAAGAAGAGGUGGAGGCUCUGAAAGCUCAGGUGGAAGCUAUGAGAGAGGAGAUGGAGAAACAGCAACAGGCCUUUUUCCAGACCCUUCAGCUCUCCCCAGAGGCCCAGGUGGAGUUUGGUCUUCAGCAAGAAAUCACACGUCUCACUAAUGAAAAUUUGGAUCUCAAAGAGUUGUUGGAAAAACUGGAAAAGAAUGAGAAGAAGCUUAAGAAACAGCUGAAGAUUUACAUGAAGAAGGUCCAAGAUUUUGAAGCAACCCAAGCAACGGUACAGACAGAGAGGAAGCGACAGGAGCUUACCAGGCAAGUCACUGUCCAAAGGAAGGAGAAGGAUUUCCAGGGGAUGUUGGAAUAUCACAAGGAAGAUGAGCCACUACUCGUCCGGAACCUCAUUACAGAUCUCAAGCCCCAGACCGUUUCCACCACAGUUCCCUGUCUUCCUGCUUACAUCCUCUACAUGUGCAUCAGACAUGCAGACUACGUCAACGAUGACCAAAAAGUGCACUCCUUGCUCACCUCGACCAUCAACGGCAUUAAGAAAGUAUUAAAGAAACACAAUGAUGACUUUCAGAUGACGUCGUUUUGGCUGGCUAACACGUGUCGCCUCUUGCAUUGCCUAAAGCAGUACAGCGGGGAUACGGGUUUUAUGACACAGAACACUGCAAAGCAGAAUGAGCACUGUCUGAAGAACUUUGAUCUCGCAGAGUAUCGCCAGGUUUUAAGUGACCUCUCCAUUCAGAUCUAUCAGCAGCUUAUUAAGAUAGCAGAAGGCAUGCUGCAACCCAUGAUAGUGUCAGCAAUGUUGGAAAACGAAAGCAUCCAGGGCCUCUCUGGUGUGAAGCCAAUGGGCUACAGGAAGCGCUCCUCCAGCAUGCCGGAUGGCGACAACACCUACAGCUUAGAUGCGGUCGUUCGCCAACUGAACACCUUUCACAGCAUCAUGUGUGAGCAGGGCCUGGACCCGGAGAUCAUCCAACAAGCCUUCAAGCAGCUGUUCUACAUGAUUAAUGCUGUCACGCUGAACAACCUCCUGCUGAGGAAGGACGUCUGCUCAUGGAGCACUGGCAUGCAGCUCAGGUUUAACAUCAGCCAGCUGGAGGAAUGGUUGCAUGGAAAGAACCUGCAACAAAGUGGAGCAGCACAGACCAUGGAGCCCCUGAUCCAGGCAGCACAACUUCUGCAGCUGAAAAAAAAAACUUCAGAAGAUGCUGAGGCCAUCUGUUCCUUAUGUACAUCCCUUACCACGCAGCAGAUUGUAAAAAUACUAAAUCUCUACACUCCUGUGAAUGAGUUUGAAGAGCGUGUGACUGUAGCCUUCAUAAGAAACAUUCAGGCGCAUUUGCAAGAGCGAAACGACCCUCCACAGUUGCUGCUAGACUUCAAAUACACGUUUCCAGUUUUGUUUCCAUUCAGCCCAUCCUCCAUCACCAUGGACUCUAUUCACAUCCCUGCUUCUCUCAACUUGGAAUUUCUCAAUAAAGUCUGAAGAAAAUAUAUUUAAACCUAUCUCCCUUCCUUAGAGAAUUUAAGCAAAAAAAAAAAUUAAAUUUAAGGAUUUCUUUAAAUAUGGACCAAACAAGAUGGUGAAAGAACUGAUAUGCAGUGAUGAAUCAGUGCUAAAAUGUACAGUAAAAUAAGAA
Molecule: messenger RNA, 1807 nt
Organism: Alligator sinensis (Chinese alligator)
Lineage: Eukaryota; Metazoa; Chordata; Crocodylia; Alligatoridae
Product: unconventional myosin-Vb
Exons: 12
Coding region: 1-1653 (550 amino acids)
Molecular function (GO): GTPase binding
Source: RefSeq, a predicted model, not a curated record